CGCACCAAUCAAUGAGUAACUGUAUGGUUUGAUCCUUGCGUGCCUUUGGCAACAUGAUUAGAGUAGUAAUUGAAAUUAUUGGUUUGCUAUUAGCAUCACUGGUCAGCGCAAACUACCACGACCCGAAAACAGCAGAUGGCCGGUCAAGUAUCGCCCAUUUAUUCGAAUGGAGGUGGGCAGACAUAGCUGAAGAAUGUGAAGUGUUUUUAGGCCCGUAUGGGUACGGAGGAGUUCAGGUAUCCCCGCCAAAUGAAAACGGAAUUGUGUGGGCUCCAGACUGGAAGCUUGAGGUCAAAAGACCAUGGUUUGAGCGUUACCAACCAGUAAGCUAUAAACUGAACUACACUCGAAGUGGCGGAGAAAACGAGUUUCGAGAUAUGGUGAAGCGAUGUAACGAUGUUGGUGUCAGGAUUUACGUAGAUGCAGUGAUCAACCAUAUGACUGGAAAUAUUGGUGCUGGUCAUGGAACUGGAGGAAGCUACUUCGACCCUAUUGCUCUUAAGUAUGAUGGAGUUCCUUAUAGUGAUUGGGACUUCAAUACUAAUGACAAGUGUGGGACUCCUAGUGGAAAUAUCGAGAACUACGAUGAUUCCUACCAAGUACGAAACUGUAGAUUAAGUGGCCUUAAUGACCUGGAUCUCGGUAAAGAUUACGUACGUGGAAAAAUCAUCGAAUAUUUAAACCAUUUAAUUGAUAUUGGUGUCGCCGGAUUCAGAGUGGACGCUGCUAAACACAUGUGGCCUGUGGAUUUGAAAGCCGUAUUUGAAAACCUUCACGAUCUUUCAACAAAAUGGUUCAAACCCGGAACUAGGCCGUUUAUUUUCAUGGAGGUCAUUGAUCUUGGAGGCCAAGCAAUCAGUGUGCGAGAAUAUAAUCACUUAGGUCGAGUGACGGAGUUUAGAUACGGCUACAAACUUGGAAAUGUAAUACGGAAAAAUGGAGGUGAACAAAUGCAGUAUUUGAGAAAUUUUGGUCAAGGAUGGGGGUUCGUUCACGAGUAUGACGCCCUCGUGUUUAUCGACAACCACGACAACCAGAGAGGCCAUGGAGCUGGUGGGCUUGACGUCAUCUUAACCCACUUUGAGUCUCGGAUGUACAAGAUGGCCACUGCCUUCAUGCUAGCAUGGCCUUAUGGAUUUCCUCGAAUUAUGAGCAGUUACAAUUGGCCACGUCACAUUGAAUGGGGCAAAGAUAAAAAUGAUUGGGUUGGUCCACCCCACGACGACGACUACAAAACGCUACCCGUGAUUAGAAAUUCUGACCUGACAUGCGGAAAUGGAUGGGUUUGUGAACACAGAUGGCGACAAAUUUACCAUAUGGUAAAGUUCAGGAAUGUCGUGGGAGCCCAUCAAGUGGAAAACUGGUGGGAUAACGGUGGAAAUCAGAUCGCUUUCAGUCGAGGCAAUCGUGGCUUCGUCGCCAUCAAUAACGAGAAUUUUCCACUCAAUAAACGUUUGCAAACUGGUCUAGAAGCUGGAAGUUACUGUGACGUUAUUUCUGGAAACAAGAAAGACGACACUUGUACUGGUCAUGUUAUCGAAGUUGACGAAUUAGGAUAUAGCCAGAUUUUUAUAGACAAUAAGUGGGAAGAUCCAGUCUUAGCAAUUCAUCUAGAGGCCAAACUUUGAAAUGACUGAAAACGAAAAUCACGAUAAUCAAACUGUUUACUUUUAUUUCUAAUAAAAAUGUUUUAUGUUAUUAAUUAAUAUUAUUAAUUCCGUAAGAAUUUAGUAAAACCUUAUGUUUCUUUCCCUAUAAUUUGAUUUUCAUUAUUUAAGUGGUUUGUACUCAAUGACAUUGCUACUUUUAUAUAAUUUGAAAUGUAUACGUUUUUUGUUUGUUUGUAUGUAGUUUAAAUAUAAUGAGCUAUCGGUGUUCUGCCAGCCACGGUUUCUAGCGUUGUAAGUCUGCAGACAUAAAAUUCUAUAAUAAACGACUUCUUUGCCCUUGGUU
Molecule: messenger RNA, 1953 nt
Organism: Limulus polyphemus (Atlantic horseshoe crab)
Lineage: Eukaryota; Metazoa; Arthropoda; Merostomata; Xiphosura; Limulidae
Product: pancreatic alpha-amylase-like
Exons: 8
Coding region: 54-1628 (524 amino acids)
Biological process (GO): carbohydrate metabolic process
Molecular function (GO): alpha-amylase activity; cation binding
Source: RefSeq, a predicted model, not a curated record